GGGAAACGGACGAGUUUACGGUCCCUUGAAACAACGUUCUACACCGCGUGUCUUUUUCCGGGCAACACAAGGCUCUGGCCGCCUCGCAGUGAAUGUAUUAUAACGUAAAAUACUGUAUACAUUUGUCUGGUUUUAAAAAUUGUAAACGAUUUAGAGCACCGAGAGUCGCCGAGGAAUGACGUCAGGACGUAUCACAUUGAAUGAUGACGCCUUUAGAUCAUUAAAAAAAAAACAGCCGUUAAAAAAAUAUCUGAGAAUUAGGUCAGCAAGCUAACACAGUACAACGAGUGUAACUACCGUGUGUUGGAUUAUAUAACGUUCACAAAGACUCGACCCUGGGCACAAAAUAACCUGCUCCGAAGAGGUGAGAGAUGUCCGGUGUUUCCAGCAUCUGCAUACGGAGCCGUGGCCGCUAGAGCGGUCCGUCCGUGAGCCUCCGCUGGGUUUCGGAGACCCGCGAGCCCUCCAAAAAAACCGUUAACGCUAGCUAGCUACUGUACCCAGUACCGGGCCGGGCUGUGGCUGAGCGGUCAACCGAGAGAAGGGGAGACGCGGACGGACUGAGCCCGGGCGUCUCGGGAUAUUACUCCUCGACUCGACAUCCUGGUAGCAGCACAGCGCACGUUUCAGUAGUUCCAGUAAGUUUACCGCCAGAGAUACGUAAAUCAAGGACUCUUGCAUGUGAACACAUAUACCCAAGAGAUGUGAGCCUCGACUCUUCUGUCCCAGAUCGUCUUUAUCCUGAGUAGAGGUAAACAGAGUGGUUUGACAAUGUCAAGCCGCCGGAAAUCGACCACACCUUGCAUGGUGCUGCCCUCUGACGUGGUGGAGGAGAAAACCGAAGGGACAAAGGAUGAAGAGGCAGAAGAGGAGGGAACGGUAAAAGAGGGAUCAGAGCAGGGGCCGACUGCAGAGGAGCUGGAUCAGGCAGUACUUGUUGUGCCCACCCCUCCAGAUACAGAUGAGCCCAUUGUCUCCACCGUGGAAGAGAGUGAAGUUUCUGCUCCCUCGCUGAAGCGCACAGCUACAAACCCUCCUGAGGAUCUGAGGAGCGACCAGCCGACCCAGGAUCAUCGAAGUGAUGCCCCCGAAGAGGGAGGCGCAGACCCCGCAGCGAUUGCAGCCAUUUCCCUCAGCAAGACCCCCAUCAUGAGGAUGAAGACCAAAUCUGAACCCAAAAGGAUUGCUGUUUCCCUGAAAUCAACAGACGAGGCGGUUGAGGGUUUUGGAAGAGAGGGCGAAGGAGAGAUGGACGGAGACCAGGAACCCAUCGAAGCCCCUCUAGGGCCGAUGACUCCUGUGGAGAUGCUGUUGCACGACUCCAUGAAGCUCGGGGGAGGCGGACUGCUUGUCAGCCCGUACUCGGAGCAGCAGAGGAAAGCAGCCACUUUAAACCCCACAGUUUUGCCUGCUGGCCUGGCACAGGUGCUUUCUGCCUUCCAGGCCCAGCAGAGCGCAGCAGCAGCAGCUCAGUCUCAGCUGCUGAUACCCCUCAGCAGCAUACCAUCCUACAGUGCAGCCAUGGACACCAACCCCCGGCUGGGCAACACAUACAAGAAGUUUCCGUACCCCUCCACGGCCGAGAUCAGCAGCCUGGCCGCACAGACCCAGUUCACAGAGGAGCAGAUCAAGGUGUGGUUCUCAGCCCAGCGGCUGAAGCACGGUGUGAGCUGGACUCCUGAAGAAGUCGAGGAGGCAAGGAGGAAACAGUUUAAUGGCACGGUCCACACUGUGCCUCAGACCAUCACUGUUAUACCUGCUCAUCAGCUCUCAUCAGCUGCCAACGGCCUGCAGUCCAUUCUCCAGACCUGCCAGAUAGUGGGCCAGCCCGGCCUGGUGUUCACACAGGUCGGCCCGGGGGGGCACCUUCCAGUGACCAGUGCCAUCACUCUGACAGUGGCAGGGCUGUCCAGUCAGUCCCAAAGCUCCAGCAGAGUUUCCUGCCAGCCCACUGCAACAAACACUGAGUUGAAGCGGGCUACCACAAUCCAGCCUCCCUCUCUAUCUCCACAGGAGAACUCGGCCCUCAGCGCUGACACGUUCGGUUUGCGGCCCAAAAAGUCCAAAGAGCAGCUGGCCGAGCUGAAAGCCAGCUACCUGAAGAACCACUUUGUCACUGAUGCAGAAAUAUCUCGGCUGAUGAAGCUCACCAACCUCACAAAGGGAGAGAUCAAGAAGUGGUUUAGUGACACCAGGUACAACCAGCGCAACUCCAAGAACAGCCAUGUCAUUGUUUUCCAUGACGGAAUGGGCAGAGGAGGGGGCACCUGCGGUAGCAGUGUAGGCACCACCAUUAUCAUCGACUCAAGCGAUGAGACCCCCACAUCUCCCCAUCCUCCACGCACUCCUCCUGUGAAGGAAAAGGAGACGCGGCCCAAAACGUGGAAUCCCUUCCCAGAUUUCACCCUGCAGAAGUUUAAGGAGAAGACACCGGAGCAGCUGGUGGUGCUGGAGGAAAGUUUCGAGAAGAGCAGCACUCCCACAGAUGAAGAGCUGAGCCGCCUGAGGACUGGGACGAAACUGACGCGGAGGGAGAUUGAUGCCUGGUUCACUGAGAGACGAAAAAUGCCAUCGGUCAGCACCUCCUCCCCGGAAUCUUCAGAGGGAGGAAAGAUGGAGGCAGAGGGAGCAAAAGCAUUAGGAGCCAUUUCUUCUUCUCCUUCGGGCUCUUCCUCUCGUAGAGGUAGUCAGACCCCUCCCGGGGCUCGCGGUAAGCAGUUGCCCACCAGCAGCAACAGAGACAUGAGAGAUAAGAGUAAAAAGUCUCCCGAGCAGCUCCAUAUUCUGAAAAGUGCCUUUGUGCGGACCCAGUGGCCCACGCCAGAGGAGUACGACCAACUGGCAGAGGAGAGCGGCCUCCUCCGGUCCUACAUAGUCAGCUGGUUCGGAGACUCUCGGUAUUCGUGGAAGAACAGUAACCUGAAGUGGUUCCUCCAGUACCAAAGUGGCAACAUCGAAGGGCCGAAUGGCGGAGGAGGAAACAAAAUGGGAAGCGGCAGCAGCGGUGGCGGUCGAAAAAGAAGAGGCCGAAAUCGUGGUUGGGGGCGGUCCCGGACCAGGAGGCAGCCGAGAAGGUCUGCGUCCUCCAGCGCAGAUGUUGAUAGACCUCCCCCGUUAAAGAAGAUCAAGAGUGGUAGGGAGAUUCUAAAGGAGUACUAUAUAAGGCACCGUUUCCUCAAUGAGCAGGACCUGGAUGAACUCGUCACCAAGACCAACAUGAGCUACGAACAGGUGAGGGAGUGGUUUGCCGAGGUCCAGCGGCGCUUGGACACGGGCUUGGAUCCCUUCCAGGAGGCGGCUACAGCGAGGACGCAGGGCGGCGAGGCAGGAGACGCGGGGGACACGCAGGGAGAGAUGUCCACGGCCAACGAGCAGCAGGGCGCCGCAGCAACGGGAGAUGAGGGGGAGGAUGAAGGAGAUGAGGAGGAAGACGGCGGCGAUGAUACCGACGACAGUGAGGUUUGGGAGCCGUCACGUAGCGUCAGGAAAUCCUUGUCGGUCUCUGAAGACUGAGGAUUGUGGGAAAACCCGGUGAAACAUGACAGAUUGUUACAAGAGAGGUAGUGGUGUGGCCAAUGCUGGGAGACUGUUAGCUAAAGUCUUUCACUCUUUUGCAACACAAAUACACUGUAUUUUCAAACUAUUUCUGACAUCACGUCCACGUGAGACCAACAUGGACUAUUAGCUUUAGCUCUCUCUCCCUCUACUUUUCUUAUUUUACUGUAAGUAAGGUGUAACAGAGAGGACAAGAAUCAUGUGUUAUUAGAAAUACCCUAAGAAACUUCACUUUGACAUUGUUCAAGAAAAGGUACACAAUAUUUUGACACAAGGAAUACCAUAAAGGGCAAUCUUCAGACUGAAGAUGAUAUCUGUUGUGAUUGCAUAUUAACUACAUGUGUUACUAGAUCAGUGUUGGGCAAGUUACUCAGAAAGGGUAUUAUUAUUAUUAAGUUUUACUCAAUACUCAUUUAAAACGUAAUAUCACUUUACUUAUUACUUAAUAGCAAAAGUAAGAAGCCAUUUUGAUGGUUAUAUUUCGACCCAGUGUAGUGACUUAGAGAGUACACCUGAUCAGCUGAUCCAUCUUCAGCUUUCCCAAACUCUUUUGCACGUUUCGCUGCACAUACAUGAACCAAAAAUAGAAGGUGAGCAUGCAGAAGCCCACAAGGCCCUCAAUGGUUUUUAUUAUUCAAAUUUCCACUGAGAGUGCCUCAUUUUCAAGUGAGGCGGCGCUGCCAGCGUUCGCUCCCACGUAGAGCUUGAGGGACUCGGUUCUGCCCAACACUGAUUCAGACACAUUUGUACAUUUGAUUGCAACUAAUGAAUACUGUUUGUAUGAGAGAUUUUACACCGAGGAUGCCCCAAAUAUUGAUGCCUUGCUUGCUCAAAUGAAGCCAGUAAUGGAGAUUAUGUUGCAUUUUGGAGCCCGUUAUAGGCACAGGCCUAAACUUAAAUCUCUAAUGCUGUGAAUGUUUUACCCCAGGUCCAAAACUAACAGAAAUUCAAUAAUAAUCAUUUGUAUUUACGGUUAAGGUUCCUAAAGAAGGGGUCGCAGCUAGAUGUCACUGCCGAGCCAUGUGCCCCAUGAAACUAGCAUACAUCUAUUUGGGAAACUUGUUGUGACAUGUGACACCUAUGGCAACAUCUGGAUUUGAAUCGUCAGGUCCUUCUGAGCUCACACCUUAAACGACACGAGAAGACGAACCUUAUUGCUGAAUGAAUGCCAAUGUUGUGAUGCUUUGAAACGCAGGGUGUUUAAUCAUGCUUCCCUUUACAGCAGCUUGUUGUUUCAUAAGUGUCAUGGAUAUGUACCCAAACUAAUGAUUAACCAUUUUGAAGGAGCACAUCCUGUAUUAAUAUAGGGACCUUUUUAAAAGGCUGAUCAGACAGUAUGAGGCUGAGGUCCCAAGUUGAAAGUUGUCUCUUGAGCAGUGAGCGAUGGACAUCUGCGUCCACAGAAAGAAUAAUCGAAACAGAAAUAGUUGGCUGGAGGGUAUAUCGUUUACUCAAGGUGGUCUCCAUGGGUGGAAAGGUUCUGAAGAUGGGCAAUGCAGCUUUGCAAAGUUUUACCCAAAACGUGUAAAAAUGUUAAAUGUAAACACCAGCGGCAGCUUCUGUGUCCAAUUCAAUCCCUUGACUGUGUCGCUUUGACUGCAAUCGCCCCCAAAUCAGUAACUUCUUGCCUUUAGGUUUGGUCUUGUGUCAAAAAUGAAGCCUGUGAUCAUUUUGGAUCUUGACCCCAAACUUGAGGAAGACCGUUAAGCAGUAUUCAAAUGAUAAUUUGACUCCAGUCUGCACUGAAAAACACUCGUGAAGCAACUUUUAAAAGAAGCACUUUGUCCACUUGUAUGUGUAGUGGACCGAAUCCUAAUUUGGCACCUUAAUCUCUAAUUAUACCAUAGAAUGGCUCUGAGAGACCAACUCUGUUUUGUAUACAAACUACACCAGUGUUUUGCCUUUUUUUCCAAUCCUCGAUGUGUUUUCAGGAGGAAGAAUCAUUGAUCCACUUUUCUAAUAGUGUGUGUUGUUUAUAUUUGGAUGCUUACAAGGCUCAAGAAAACUAGUCAAACAAUCACCCACCACUUUCUUUUGCUAUGUUGCACAAUUUGAGCAUCCAUUAAAUGUGUUCUAUUUGUUAUCAUAUUUAUGCUUAAAAACAAUUGUUUCCCAUCCCUCCUCCUCUGCUCCAGUAGCCCCGUGUGAUUCUGUGCUCCGGUCCCCCUUCUGUUCGAUGAAUGCAGAGACCUAUGAUGUGCACUUCCCAAGAUACCUUUCUGUAAGUGUGAGCUGGUGGUUCUUUGGCUCACUAAAUUGUCCACAAAACGGGCAGACAAACCGAGCUGUACGAACAAAAACAGACAUUCUUGGAAAAUGUGCUUUGUCUCGUGGAAGGAAUUGUUUUAAUGCGUGAAGAAAGAGCUCAGCAUUCCCUCUGUGGUGGGAGGUCUACCAAAUAACCAUCCCUCUUUCUGUUCUCCCCUGCAUUAUGUUGACAGGACAAUGGACAGAAAACUGUCUCCGUCACGGUUCUUCAGAAAUGGGGGGGGGCGGGGAGGGGGGAGGAGAGACUGAUGAGUCUUCGCAGAUAAACCUAUGUGCCUACGUGCCUCGUGCACCCGUCACAACGCGAUCUCACCCGCUCUCGACGGGAGACGAGGGAGAACCUGUGAACGCUCUAUGAAGCACGUUACUGUUUGGGGAUUUGUAUGGAAAGGCUAAAAGACGCCUAGAAGCUCUCUUAAGUCCUCAUGACGGACACCUUGCUGUUCACCAAUGUGUUGGUGUAUCUCCCUCGGCACCAUAAGCUGUCCCAAAAAGCAUUUGCCUGAAGUGAAAGCUGUCGUUGAUGGCGACCGCCGGAGAGCUGAAACUUUGAUGCGUUUUGUCGUAAUGUGGCAAGUGCUCGGCCAUGAAAAACAACCAGUUCAAAAUGUAAAGGUACACCUUUUGUCUGAUACUGCAUGCAAUAACCAAUACAAAAAAAAGCUCAUUUUGUACAUACAAUAUGUUGGUUGGGUGUACAUGGUGCAGUAGAAGCCUAAUCUGGGAUUCCUUGUUUGUAUAUCUUUGAUAAUAACUAGUUAGAUUUCAUGACCAAGUGGAACGCAACUAUGGACCUGUUUCCUUUUUUUUUUUUUGUUGAAUUCAUGGACACGUUUUUGUCCUUUUCUUGGAUGUGUGUCAUUGCCACAUUUGUACAGCAGCCAUACUGUGCCCUUUAGUUGAAUCCUGAAACUACUUUGUAGGACGUGUGCUAAUUUUUUCCCAUGGUUCAAACUAUGUCUGCAGUUACUUUAGAAGGUUUUAAUCCACAGGUUAAGCUUCAGCCCAGUCUCUCACAGUGCGCUCUGUCUUUCCUAUAGUCAGUCUGUUUUGAAUGGUUUUAUAUGUUUCUAUCUAUGAAAACUGUCUUUACAACUCGCCAGGCAUCCAUGGAUUGCUUGUUAACAAGACACACUCAUUCAAUAUGUACAAUAGCGUGAUGUUUUUUAAAAUAGAAUCUGUUUUUAGAGUAUUUUAAAGUAUUGCUUGUGUGGCUUUUUGGUACUUUGUUUGAAAAAGUAUAAAAUCAGAACUCAAGAGAAAAGACAUGUUCAUGGUUUUUGCUUCAUAAUAACGUGUCCAAUUGUGACGCUUUAGAACUAACCUGUUUUCUAAAGCGAGAUUAAAUUGAACUAGAAAGUAAUUUCCACUCAUAUUAAUGCACUAAAAAGUAAUUUGAAAGUCUGGGAAAUUCUAAUAAAAUGUGCAAAUGAAUAUAAAUAUAAAACCCUUUUCAUUUCUGUGGAUAUUCCAGCUUCUGCUGCACACGUUGACAUUUAUAUUCAAAUCCGACUCUCAAGAGUCCCGCUACUUUGUUGAAUUGCAUUACUUAAACGCUGGAGUGGCUCUUUAAAGAUGUUCUGUCUGUCAGGCAGGAGGUAGACACAGAACCAGCCUGGUUCUGCUACAAUAUACAUGUGUAAAACAUGAAUCAUGCGUUUAAAUAUUUUCCCCAGGUUGCUGAGGUGACAUGUCUGCUCCUUGAGUUAUGAUUUUAAAUCCAACUCAAUACUCAUUGUUGUGCAGUAUAGCGAAGAGCUACUGUUGUGAUCUGAGUAGUUUACCCGAUGUCUUAUUGUGCACACGUCAUAUCUACACCUCUGCUAUAGAUACUCGUUUUCUCUAUUUAGACGGCUAGUCGGUUGAAUGUUUUCUACAGAAUUCAGAGAUUCAAACGUUUUCACUAUAAAGCAGCCACAUUUUUCGGUUAAAAAAAAAUAAUCUCAGAAUUGUAAUAUGCUCAUGAUUUAUUUUGAAUUUUUUAAUUUACAUUGAAUUUUUCACCUCCUGUUUUUUUCUGAUCAAAUUUUGUAUCUGUUGACAGUUUUUACCCCAAAUAAUUCCGUCUCAAGGUGUGUGCUUAGUUUUUUUUAACAUGUUUCACAUACUUGUAGAUGUUUUACUGACCGAUGUCUCUCAGCUCCUGUAUGAAGUGCCAGUUGGGUCUGUAGACACAGAUGCUGUCGGUAGAACACAACAAUCUUAUCUGUAAACUCUUAAUAAAGGUUGGACUGUAAAAUGAAAGUGACGCUCUCGGAGGUUGCGGGCGAAGGUGCUUUUGUUUGAGAUGACCUGAAACGCCUAAACAGUUCAAAUUGUUUUUAUCCUGUGUCCACAGAACUGACGCUUCCAUCUACACUAAGUUAUUCCUACACUCUCUGUACAUCUGAAGUGUGUUUAAAACUGAGAGGAUCUGUCACAACAUUUGAUUAAACAUAGUUUGCAUGUGCAUUUGCCUCUGCAGGCCUGCUGUACCAAAACUAACUUGUGGUUCCUCAAUCACCAGCUUGUAGCUACCAGCCCGGAGGUACAAUGUUCAUUUAAAGUCCUGCUUCCAUUGAAGCUCUGGAUUGAUUUAGAUUCAUAUUUCAAACUUGUUUGAGCACAAAACCCAAUACAUUUGGAUCAAAAUUG
Molecule: messenger RNA, 8457 nt
Organism: Pungitius pungitius (ninespine stickleback)
Lineage: Eukaryota; Metazoa; Chordata; Actinopteri; Perciformes; Gasterosteidae
Product: zinc fingers and homeoboxes protein 1-like
Exons: 8
Coding region: 772-3513 (913 amino acids)
Biological process (GO): regulation of transcription by RNA polymerase II
Cellular component (GO): nucleus
Molecular function (GO): DNA binding; DNA-binding transcription factor activity, RNA polymerase II-specific
Source: RefSeq, a predicted model, not a curated record